UGCAGAAGGUGCUGGAGCCGCUGCGGGCGGCCCCGGUCGCAGGAACUGUGAGGCCCCAGCCUCGGAGGCGGCGGGGGCGGCGGCCGGCGGAGACGGGGGCGGCGGCCGCGCCACCGCUGCCGCUGCUGCUGUCACAAAAAGGCUCUGGGGGGUGGGGUGGGAGGCGGGGAAGCGGCGGGGGCGCCGCCGACAUGGGCCCGCCGCCGCCGCCGCCGCCGCUGUGAGUUGCCUGCUUCCCCGCGGGGCGGCCGGCGUGGGCGGGGGCGGCGCGACCCUCCGAGCGCCGGGCAGGGGGCUUCCAGGCCGGCGCGGGGGCGGGACGGACAGCCCCACACCGACAUGUAACCAUGGACUGCAGGACCAAGGAAAAUCCAGAGAGAACCUUUGACUUGGUAUUGAAAGUGAAAUGUCAUGCCUCUGAAAAUGAAGAUCCGGUGGUAUUGUGGAAAUUCCCAGAGGACUUUGGCGACCAGGAAGUACUACAGAGCGUGCCCAAGUUCUGUUUCCCCUUUGACAUUGAAAGAGUAUCCCAGAAUCAAGUUGGACAGCACUUUACCUUUGUACUGACAGACAUUGAAAGUAAACAGAGAUUUGGAUUCUGCAGACUCACAUCAGGAGGCAAAAUUUGCUUGUGCAUUCUUAGUUACCUGCCAUGGUUUGAAGUAUAUUACAAGCUUCUAAAUACUCUGGCAGAUUACUUGGCUAAGGAACUGGAGAAUGAUUUGAAUGAAACUCUCAAAUCACUCUAUAACCACCCAGUACCAAAGGCAAACACUCCUGUCAAUUUGAGUGUGAACCAAGAGAUAUUUAUUGCCAGUGAGCAAGUUCUGAAAGAUCAGCCCUUCCUAGUACCGCAUUCCUACUUCAUUGCCCCAGAUGUAACUGGACUCCCAACAAUUCCUGAGAGUAGAAAUCUUACAGAAUAUUUUGUUGCCGUGGAUGUGAAUAAUAUGCUGCAACUAUACGCCAGCAUGUUGCAUGAGAGGCGCGUCAUUAUUACCUCUAGCAAAUUAAGCACUUUAACUGCCUGUCUCCAUGGAUCAGUUGCCCUGCUAUACCCAAUGUACUGGCAGCACAUAUACAUCCCAGUGCUUCCGCCGCACCUGCUGGACUACUGCUGUGCUCCGAUGCCAUACCUGAUUGGAAUACACUCCAGCCUCAUAGAGAGAGUGAAAAAUAAAUCAUUGGAGGAUGUGGUUAUGUUAAAUGUUGACACAAACACUUUAGAAUCACCAUUUAAUGACUUGAACAACCUACCAAGUGAUGUGGUCUCGGCCCUGAAAAAUAAACUGAAGAAGCAGUCUACAGCUACAGGGGAUGGAGUAGCUAGGGCCUUUCUUAGGGCACAGGCUGCUUUGUUUGGAUCCUACAGAGAUGCACUGAGAUACAAACCUGGGGAGCCCAUCACUUUCUGUGAGGAGAGUUUUGUAAAGCAUCGUUCAAGUCUGAUGAAACAGUUCUUGGAAACUGCAGUUAACCUCCAACUUUUCAAGCAGUUUAUUGAUGGUCGACUGGCAAAAUUAAAUGCAGGACGGGGUUUCUCUGAUGUAUUUGAAGAGGAAAUCACUUCAGGUGGCUUUUGUGGAGGGAACCCGAGGUCAUAUCAACAGUGGGUGCAUACAGUCAAGAGAGGAGGUGCACUGUUUAACACAGCAAUGACCAAAGCAACUCCAGCUGUACGGACAGCAUAUAAAUUUGCAAAAAAUCAUGCAAAGCAGGGAAUAAAGGAAGUGAAGAGUAAGCUAAAACAUAAGGAAAAUGAAGAAGAUUAUGGGACCUGUUCUGGUUCUGUACAAUAUACACCAGUUUACACAUUACACAAUGAAAAGGGAGGAAAUCUAGAAAAGCGUAAGCUUGCCCAGGGACGCUUGAAAAGACCUCUUAAGAGCCUUGAUAGUGCUCUGUAUGAUGACGACCAUGACGAGAGAGCAAGCAAGUUAUCCUCUGAAGAUGGAGAAGAAGCUUCUGCUGAUUUUUAUGAAAGCGAUGACUCCAUUGAAGCAAGAGUAAAGACUCCUUACUCAGGUGAAAUGGACCUACUAGGAGAGAUCUUAGAUACACUGAGCACACACAGCUCUGACCAAGGAAAGCUGGCAGCAGCGAAGAGCUUGGAUUUCUUCAGAUCAAUGGAUGAUAUUGAUUACAAACCUACGAAUAAAUCCAAUGCACCUAGUGAGAAUAAUCUGACCCUACUUUGCAGUGGUUCUGGUGACCAAGUAGAGUGGCAUCUCGGGCAAGAUGAUAGUGCCCUUCAUGGCAAACACCUUCCUCCAUCUCCCCGGAAGCGAGUUCCCUCUAGUGGUUGGACAGAUUCUCUGUUUAUCCUGAAAGAGGAAAACAAUGAAAAACACCUCAGUGUUGACAAUGUGAGGGGACCCGCGGUCACAGAAAAGGCAGCUUCUGCUUCAGAACUGGAUUUCCAGUUAGCUUUGCCUGAAGUUUCUGAAGAUGAAAAGUGUAAAACAGAAAGGAAGGAAACACUAAGCCAGAUUUCAGAUGAUCUGCUUAUACCCAGCCUUGGGCGACAUUCAUCUACUUUUGUCCCUUGGGAGAAAGAAGGAAAAGAAGCCAAAGAGACUUCAGAUGAUAGUGGACUGCUUCAUGAAGUGGUGUCAUUAUGUCACAUAACAUCUGCCUUCCAGCAAGACUUAAACAUUUCAGAGGAAAACACAAGUGGAAACCAAACUUAAAUCAACAGUUAAGAGUCAUGUGCAUCUAAGCUUCUAUGGAGACAUUUUAGGAUUCCAUGUAAUCUCUAUAGUAAACAGAAUUAUAUGUAGGAAUGACAGUUGUUGGACUGUCUAAAAAUUAUUGUUCAUUUGGAGCAUACAUUUUUCCCACUCAUUCAUCUCGUGAGUGUGAUUAUAUAUUGAUUGAUUUUUUUAAAUGUAAAGCUAAUUCUCCUACUGUGCUCUUAAAUCAGGUACUAGUUUGUAUGUAUGUUGGAAGUAUAUGUUGAACAUAUGAUUUCCCAGUAUUUGGUGCUUAAUGCCAUUCAUUUAUUUAAACUAAGUAUGCAUAUAUAACCCUUGCACAUAACCAGUAGCUACUAUUCUAAUCUGGUUGAGCAUGAACUGAUCAGGAUAUCAAAACUUCUCAAAACUAGCCUGAAACUACUGAAACUGUUGACCCACUAACUGCCUUAAUCUUAAGCCUAUAUUUAGCAUACUUUAAUAAUUUAUGGAAUUACCUGUAAAUUUUGAAGAAUAAGUUAUAAGUGUUCUGCAGAGCAAUAAUGCCUUUUUCUAUUCAUUGAAUCAAGGACAAAAUUAAUUUUUCAAAGUUAAAAAGCUCUCUUGUGGACACUGCAGCCAUGUUUUCCAAAACGUAUAAAGGUACACAUUUACCUUUCACUCAGUGAAAUAUAUGAAGUGCUGAAUUACAAUGUGAAAUUGAUGACUUCUGUUUACAAAUGAGACACUUUAAAUUUUUUUCCCAGUCUCUCUGUAUGCCUUUGCUAUCUAGGAAUCCAGUCCCAGAAAGCCAAACAUAACAUGAACUAUCCU
This is a messenger RNA of Acinonyx jubatus (cheetah), 3506 nucleotides long. It is a transcript of the gene DENND1B, whose product is annotated as DENN domain containing 1B. The transcript has 23 exons. The coding region runs from base 348 to 2690 and encodes 780 amino acids. Gene Ontology annotation, cellular component: nuclear speck; intracellular membrane-bounded organelle; cytosol. Lineage: Eukaryota; Metazoa; Chordata; Mammalia; Carnivora; Felidae. Gene Ontology annotation, molecular function: guanyl-nucleotide exchange factor activity; phosphatidylinositol phosphate binding. The record is from RefSeq and is a predicted model, not a curated record. Gene Ontology annotation, biological process: endocytic recycling; endocytosis; T cell receptor signaling pathway.